Messenger RNA from Cladophialophora bantiana CBS 173.52, 876 nucleotides. RefSeq lists its product as uncharacterized. The record is from RefSeq and is a predicted model, not a curated record. The transcript is spliced from 5 exons. Bases 1 to 876 code for a protein of 291 amino acids. NCBI's taxonomy places the organism in Eukaryota, Fungi, Ascomycota, Eurotiomycetes, Chaetothyriales, Herpotrichiellaceae.
AUGUCCAGAAUCUUGAACUGGAUCAUCCUGCUGAACCAAAAGGUGGUGCCACGCGGCUGGAAAGGAAGUACAUUGCUCUUCAGCACCUUCUGCGCCAUUGUCCCGACCCUCAAUCUCGGUGUUUUGAUAUGGGCGGCGGCAAAAUCCAAAAACGGCGUGUCAGGGGACUACGGCAUCCUCGUCCUCUGCGAAGGCCGCGGUUCCCAUCAAUGCUCGGGCAUCCAAGACCUGAACAAGUGGGCGCUUCUUUUAAUCAACUUGCUCAGCACGAUCCUGUUGAGUGGGGGCAACCAUUGCAUGCAAUCUCUAUCGGUGCCGACGAGAUCGGACAUCAACUCUGCUCAUAGCUCGGGAAGAUGGCUCGACAUUGGCGUCCUGAGUAUUCGCAAUCUUAGAUGGAUUUCACGAAAGCGACUGCUUUUGUGGUUGCUGCUUGGGUUAUCCUCUCUGCCUCUACACCUCUUCUACAAUUCUGCCGUCUUCAUAUCCACCUCCUCGAACAACUAUGCCGUGUUCAUUGUCGACCGCACCUUCCUCGAAUCCAACAGCACAAACGGUGUUUUGACGACGUCGAUGUCCGAGGGCAUGCCAGCCAUAUCCAUCCCUGAAUUUGCCAGCCAGCUACACGACGUCGCCAACUCCAACAAACUCGUCAACUUGACCACGGAGGAAUGCAGGACGGCCUACAUCAAGACUUUUCAAUCGUCGUAUCGUAACGUCCUCCUUGUCUCCGAUUCCAAGGUCGGUAUUGAUGUUGUCGACAACGGCUCCUCCAACGUGGUGAGCUUUCUGAAUGCGGAAUUUGUCUCGAAUUUCAAAUGCGGAAAAACCCAGGCCUUCGCGCCUGGGCUUGUUUUAUGGAUGGAACAGCUAUAG